Phycomyces blakesleeanus NRRL 1555(-) is the source of this 1970-nucleotide messenger RNA. RefSeq lists its product as hypothetical. NCBI's taxonomy places the organism in Eukaryota, Fungi, Mucoromycota, Mucoromycetes, Mucorales, Phycomycetaceae. The transcript has 4 exons. Bases 111 to 1529 code for a protein of 472 amino acids. The record is from RefSeq and is a predicted model, not a curated record.
UGCUUAUUCACUCAUUCAGUCGUUAAUUCACUCGAUAUCUUACAUUUAUAUAUAUUUUUAUUACUAGUAUUAUUCUCUCUUUAUUGAUUUAUUAACCUCCCCAUAAUCUCAUGUCUGUCGAUAAUAUAAACGUCAGUCUAUCCAGACUGGCACUCGCUAAAGCAAUCAAGACACCCGACGCUGGUGAAGACGAAAGCGAACCAUGGACCAAUAGUGUGAUUUUCCAUCAAUCCCACAUUGAUUCAAACAUGAGAAAUACUAUCCUAGGCGGUCCUCAGAAACACAGACCCCAUCCUGAUCGUGCGAGAAGUAAUCAACAGCAAUAUCAGCAACAACAACACCAUCAACAACAAUAUCAACAAAAUCAAAAUCAACAAUAUCGCUCUCAAUAUAAUAAUCGAAAUGAUCCUCGCAAGAACAGCCCAGUGCCUCGUGUGACAAGACCUCCUCAGGAACCAAUAUCGGCACGUCAAAGCGGCAUGUCCGCCAUGCCUCACGACAACAGCCGACGACCACUUCCCACAAUCACAGGAAAAGGUCGUUCCUAUGUACCCAGCGAUGAUGAAGAGGAUGACGAUGAAAGUGUAGAAGAAAGUGAAGAUGAUGAAGAUGAAGAUAGCAACAAGAAAUCCAACAAGGUUGUCAAGAAACCAAUCCAGUCACAGAUUCACUCAAAAUCUAGACUCAAAAAUGCACUUCCUGCAGUCAGUGACGACGACGAAGAAGAAGACGAAGAAGAAGAAAAGGAAGAAACAGAUGAUGAUGAACAUGACAACGUGCGCCCUUCUAGCCGGACAAACACACCCCAGCUUCCGAUCAUCCAAUUACAAUCUCACCCCACAGAUGCAAGGAGUACAACAACCAGUCAUUCGUCCUCCUACUUUGACAAGCCUACUUCAUCUGAUUAUUGGCAAAAGACUCUUGCAGAAGCAGAUGACAUUAGCAGCGUUCCCUCGGUUGAUCGAUCAGCCUCACCUGCUCAUAGUAGCAGCCAAGGAUCUGGUGGCCAUGAUGGAGACGAAGAGCCUAGAGACCUUCUUCAACAAUCUUCUUUCGGUCGACCCACAAAUCGUCGCAGUGUGUCAAGCAAUAAUCUCUUGCAAGAACAGCAUGAUGCGGCUGCUGGUAUUAGCAGUAGUGCUAGACGCUCGAGAAAACCAGAACCUGUUGUCAGCAACAGUCGAUCCAGUCGUAUUCUUGGCUCUAGUGGUGAUGCUCGCAAGAGUCGUACACUUGCUGCCCCUCAGCGUUCUACAGGUUAUGACCCAACUGACUCUCGUAGUACUGAUGCUCGUAGACGAUCUCAAAUGUUGCAGAAUGCACCAAUGCCUGUGGCCAGCAUGUCUACACCGAUGCUCAAUUCUUAUUCGAUGAUGCCACCUCUUCACCAAUCUCAAAUGUAUUCUCCUAAUAUGAUGAUGCCUGUGAUGAUGGGAAAUCCCAUGCAGAUGCCAAUGAUGAAACACAGCAACAGCUCUAAUGCAAGAAGAACAAGUGUAGCAUGGCAAAACAAUACUUGGGGGAAUUAGAAAGAAAAAAGACAGGCUAUUAAGCUAUUAAUAUAUAUAUAUAUAUAAUGAACAGCUUAUAUCUCCCCUUCCUGCCUUUAAAGAAAACCAAAACCAAAAGAAAAGGGGAGCGAUAGAGAUAAAUAAUGGUGCCACCCAUCCGUUAUUGCUGACAAACAACCACCUACAAAAGCCUAUACACAUUAUAACCUUUACUUCCCCUUCACACACGUAUAUACAGAGAUAGAUGGAUAGAUUAAGAAAGAAAGAAAUGACCUCUUAUUAUUAAUCUUAUUAUUAUUUGUAUUUUUCUUCUUAUUCUUGGGUUGCACUCAUUUGAUUCUUUUCUUUAAUUCAAUUCCUUUAUAUAAUAUUAUAUAUAUUCUGCUCAUAUACUUAUUAUCAAAGUGGCUUAACUAUGUGUGAGCAAUCAAGUCCAAUAUAAAACAACGCCACUUUCCC